Molecule: messenger RNA, 3654 nt
Organism: Stylophora pistillata
Lineage: Eukaryota; Metazoa; Cnidaria; Anthozoa; Scleractinia; Pocilloporidae
Product: tetratricopeptide repeat protein 28-like
Source: RefSeq, a predicted model, not a curated record
GAUAAACAAAGUCGGUCUUUUCUUUUAUGUGGCCGACUUCGCCGAAGAGCGAAAUUUCUAUGAAUUUAAAGCCCUCGUAUACAUAGCAACACAAAAACCCCAGAAAAACAACCCUACAAACGAUGUCGAAUUGGGGUACGUCCUUGAAAUUCCGUAUUGCUCGCCGGGCAGGAGACUUCCUCUACCACAGUCAUAAUUAUAACAAAGCUAUUGAUUUGUACAACGAAGCUCUAGUCUUGUUGAACAAACUGGAAUUUAGGAAUUAUCCUAAAAUGCGCUUGCAUUACCGACUAGCGCGUUCCUACGUUGGUAUAAAUGAUUUUAAGGGAGCAUUAGAGAGCUAUAAAAGACUUUUACAAGUAAACGAAGAAGUUAAGAAUAAAGACUGGGAAGUAAGAGCGUGCAAAGGCAUCAGUCAAAUGCACCACUUAAUGGGUCAACCCGUUCAGUCGAUUUUCUUUUCAAGAAAAGUACUUGAAAUUGCAAAAGAAACUGAAGACAAACGAGUAGCAGUAGAAGCUUAUUUAAAAAUGGGUAAUUCUUAUUACAAUCUGGGUAAGCCGGAUAAAUUCAUCGAGUGUCACAACGACGCGCUGAAAAUCUGCAGAGAGAUAGGUGACAGACAAAUGGAAGGAGAAAUACUUGCUAUGCUUGGAAGCAAUCACAAAGAUCGUGCUCAUUACCAGGAAGCAAUCAAAUGCCUAGAGAAGUCCUUGGAAAUAUUCAGAGAAAUAGGCACAUGCAUAAACGAGGGAGGAUCAUAUCAAGGUCUGGGAAUGACCUACCACGAGAUGGGAGAUUUUGACAAGGCUCUCGAAUGCCAUUUCAAGUCUUUAGAGUUGAUGAUGAAACAUAAAGAAGAAGAAUUCUCUGUGGGUGUUUCCUAUAACAACAUUGGUACCACUUAUCAUGCAAUCUGUAAAUACAGCGAAGCACUUGAGUAUUUCAAAAAAACUCAUGAAAUUAUGGAAAAAUGGGGAAACAAAAUAGCAUUAGGAAAAGCUCAUCACGGUCUUGGCUUGUGCUACACUUCGCUCGGUCAGUUCGCUGACGCUACCAAACACCAGGUUAAAGCGGUAGAAAUCCUAGAGGAAACUGGACUCAAAUUUGAAAUGGGCCGAGCCCUCGCUGAACUGGGAAGGUCUUACAACACAAUUGGCCACAAAAGGGAAGCUAUGAAUAGUUAUCAGAGAGCCCUUAAGUGCAGUCAGGCAGUAGGGGAUAAGAGUAUCGAAUCAAAUGCCUACCAUGGUCUAGGCGAUCUAUGCGUUUGUCUGGGAGACCCUCAACAAGGAGAGAGAUAUCUAAAGAAAGCUCUUGCCUUAGCAAAAGAAACUGGAGAUAAAAGCAAUGAGGCGACGAUCCAUGCAGACCUCGGGUUCUGCUACAUGUGUUGUGGCCGACGAAAUGAAUCUCUUGAAAACUUGAAUUUAGGAAUUUCUCUCAUGCAAGAACUUGGAGAUAAGCGUGGUGAAGCGACAGCUUUGAUUAACCUUGGAUCCCUGCACCAGACCUUUGGAAAUCUGAAGAAAGCAAGACAAACUCUCCAAAAAGCACUCAAGAUAACAAGAAAAAUUGGAGAUAAAGGAAAAGAACAAGAGGCUCUUACCUUUCUAGGGAUAUGUAAUAGGAUGGAUGGAGAGCUAAAGAUGGCGCAUGAGUGCUUUUCACAGAGCAUUACUUGGCCAGAAAGGAACCGCCAACUACUUCAAGACGAACAUAAACUUUCUCUGGAUAACGUAACGUUUGCUAGCUAUUACGAAUUAUGUUCGCUUCGUAUCAGUCAAGGACAUUUUGCUGAGGCGUUGUGUACCAUAGAGCGAGGACGUUCUCGAGCUCUUAGCGACUUACUGUCCCAGAAAUAUGGUAUCCGACGACACAAUUCAAGCGAACUUUAUUUGAAUAGUGUCAAGGAUCUUUGUAUCAAGAACCAAAGUACGAUCCUCUACAUGGCUACGCAUAGCCUUAAAAAAUAUUUCUGGGUUUUGGAGGGUGGAGAAAUUCAAUUUAAGCUUGUGGAAUUCAAAGUGGCAAAGGACGUCAUCGAGUUGCUCAAGAGUUUGCUAAGAGGACAAUCUGUGUCUGAAUGUGAAGAUCGCUCAUUGUCAGCAUACUAUGGAUUAAAACCAUCGUUGGAAGAAAUAAAAGACAAACGCGGGCAGCGUCUUUUUGAAGAAGAAGAAGAACAAGAAGGAAAAAAGGAGGAUUCUCGCCUUUACCAGUGGUAUAAUGAUAUUUUCGCCCCCAUUGCUGAUCUUGUUCAACGUCAAGAAAUCAUCAUUAUCCCGGAAAGUGAACACUUUUUGGUGCCAUUUUGCGCGUUAUGUGAUAACAACGACAAAUUCCUGUCAGAGACCUUCCGAAUCCGCCUGAUUCCAUCACUGACAGCAUUAAGGAUGAUCCAGGACAGUCCUGUAGACUAUCACUGUGCAACCGGGGCGUUGAUCGUGGGUGAUCCCUCUGUUCCUCCUCAAACAGAGUUGCCAUCAUUGCCAGGUGCAAGAAGAGAAGCAAUGGAAAUUGCAGAGUUGUUGGGUGUGUCGGCUACUUUAGGAGUUGAAGCCACCAAAAAACAAGUCCUCCGACGGAUUCGGGAUGUCAGUUUGAUCCACAUUGCUGCCCACGGUGAUGCAAAAAGAGGAGAAAUCUUUCUUGCCUCAAACUGUCCCUCCAGACCAACUAAAAGGAAGGAUGACUUCAUGCUUACCAUGGAAGAUGUCGCAAAAGUUGGUACGCGAGCCAAGCUGGUCGUUCUCAGCUGUUGUCACAGUGGCCAGGGACAUAUUAUGAAAUCAGAGGGAGUUGUGGGUAUCUCUCGCGCCUUUUUGGCAGCGGGAGCUCGCUCAGUGCUAGUUUCCCUGUGGGCCGUGGAUGAUCGAGCCACGAAAGAGUUCAUGAUUCGUUUCUAUGGACAUGUGAAGUGCGAUAAACUGAGUGCCGGUGAAGCUCUUCACCAAACCAUAAAGUGGAUGAGAGAAUCCAAGAGGUACAGAGUGAAGGACUGGGCAGCAUUUGUUUUAAUCGGGGAUGACGUCACUUUGGACUUCUAAAAAGGUGUUACACCUUUAAACUGCGCUACAAAAACAACUUUAUCGGGUCCAAAAUUUUAACUUCCUUACCUAUGAUGCACACAAGUCUUAUUAUUUUAUCAUUUUGAAAGUAGCAGUUGUUGAUGCUCAGAUAGAGCGCGUAGCAAACAUGGAGAAAUCAUGAACUGAUCAAAACGAAGAUGAAACUUUUCAUAUAUGCUGUUGUUAAUUAUGGUGCUGUUUAUUUUUUCGCAAAGUUCGACCAAAAUUGAGAUUAAAAAAAUAGCGAUAGUUCUGAAAUUAUUGUAAGAUUGUUGUAAUUACAGCGAACCGCGAAAUCGCACAAAAUAUGUAGCACAAAUAGCACUAUUGCACUGCUAUGAAAGUUAAGUUCGUCGAUUUACAAUGUACAAUGGCGAGAAGUCCGCCCAAGCAAACUCUACAUAAAGACUGUUUUUAGUCAAAAUAAUGUUUAGAAUUUUCAAAGAUCAAUUUUUUUAGGUUUUUUUUUUCAACAUGAUGUAUAGUAACUAUAUAUCGAUUUCUUUUUGCAUUUAAAGUUAAAUAAAAUUUUAAAAAAGUGAGUACAUGUAAACCAUAAAGAGGAGAAUGUACAAAUCCUGCU